This is a messenger RNA of Ilyonectria robusta, 1266 nucleotides long. RefSeq lists its product as uncharacterized. Gene Ontology annotation, molecular function: choline-phosphate cytidylyltransferase activity; phosphatidylcholine binding. The record is from RefSeq and is a predicted model, not a curated record. Lineage: Eukaryota; Fungi; Ascomycota; Sordariomycetes; Hypocreales; Nectriaceae. Gene Ontology annotation, cellular component: nuclear envelope. The transcript is spliced from 4 exons. The annotation marks the transcript as partial. Gene Ontology annotation, biological process: CDP-choline pathway.
AUGUCGUCGCCAUCCGGAUCCUCCCAAGGCGGGAAGCGCAAGAGAAGCUCCCUCAGCCAGGCCAAUUCCUCCGCCGACCUGCUCGACAACGGCCUGCAGCCCUCAUCGCGCGAUGCUUCAGGCGAGGAGGGCGACACCACCGCCCCCGAGUCCAGUCGCCCUCACCAUCGCAGCACCAAUGGUGGCGGCCCGACCCCUAAGCGUCAGCGAGCCAACUCCGAACGGACCGUCGAUGCCAAGUCCCACAACCUCGAUCCCGGCGAGCCCAGCGAUACCACCGAGGCCAGCAUCGACAUCGCCGCGCGUGUGGGCCGGAAAGGCCGCAAGCUCUCUAUCAAGGAGCCGGAGGAGGAGGACAUGACGGAGGCCAUGCCGCCACCGCCCAUUGGCAAGUUGACGCAUCCCGUCGGCUUCACCACGAACCAGCCUCCCGUUGGGCGCCCCGUCCGGGUGUACGCUGACGGAGUCUUCGAUCUCUUCCAUCUUGGUCACAUGCGACAGCUCGAGCAAGCCAAGAAGGCAUUCCCCGACACCACGCUCGUCGUCGGUGUCACGGGCGAUUCGGAGACACACAAGCGGAAGGGCCUGACCGUCAUGUCCCACCAGGAACGUGCUGAGACACUCCGGCACUGCAAGUGGGUUGAUGAGGUUAUUGAGGACUGCCCUUGGAUUGUCACUCCCGAAUUUCUCGAGAAGCACAAGCUCGACUACGUCGCGCACGACGACCUCCCCUACGGCGCUGACGAGGGCGACGACAUCUACCAGCCUAUUAAGCGGGAGGGCAAGUUCCUUGUCACCCAGCGAACAGAGGGCGUUAGCACAACGGGUCUUAUCACAAGAAUCGUCCGCGACUACGAGAAAUACAUUGCCCGACAGUUCAGGCGAGGCACCUCCCGCCAGGAGCUCAACGUCAGCUGGCUCAAGAAGAACGAGAUGGACCUCAGGCGCCAUGUCCAGGAUCUACGCGAGAACAUCACGACCAAUUGGUCCUCUACUGGCCAGGAGCUCAGCCGUGAGCUCCGGCAGUUCUGGCCCGCCAGCCGGCCUCCCAGCCGACCCGCAAGCCCCGCCCGGUUUAACAGCGCCGGGAGCGCCGACCUUUUGCGGUCCCCCACCACGCCGGGCGGCUCCAACACCAACUCCAAGGAGUUUAUCGCUGGUUACGCCAUGGGUCUUGUUGGUGGCGUGCGAUCAUGGAUGACCAAGAGCCGAAGGACCGCCCAGGACAGCAGCCCCCCCAGCGACGAUGAUUCGGAUGAGAGCGAC